Molecule: messenger RNA, 5034 nt
Organism: Rhagoletis pomonella (apple maggot)
Lineage: Eukaryota; Metazoa; Arthropoda; Insecta; Diptera; Tephritidae
Product: serine-rich adhesin for platelets
Source: RefSeq, a predicted model, not a curated record
GCACGUUCGUUAGCUGCGCUUCGUCGACAUCACUGACAUGCCUACAAACAACCACACGGCCAUGGCGUACAGCAGUGCCGCCGCACUGUAGUGUAGCCAUGGCGCGUAUAGAGACAGAGCCAGCUAACGAAAUUUAACCGAAUUGCUGAAGCGGGGCCUGCCGAACUGUUCGCUUUGCCUUUGCUUUGCUUCCCAUAUUUGUAUAGCCCAUUCGGCUGCCAUCGUUGCGGUUGCUGCGCCGCUGCUGCUGCCACGGCUUCUGCUAAAUCGUCAUCGGUAGUGUUGCCAUCUGUGCUGUUGUUGUUGUUAUUAUUGCUGCUUUUGGCUGGUCUGGUGUGGCUGGUGUGGCGCACAGUGUACUAGCAAUGACGAUGACAACAACGACGUCGACGCUGUCGGCGACGCGGGCAACGGCAGCAGUGGGCAGUGGUGAUGGUGGUGUGUACAGUUUAUGCAGAGGCGUGUGUUUGUGUGCAUUUUGUGUAUAUUGGGGGCUUCAACUUCAGUUCGUAGAAAUAAUUUUCGUUACGACGAUCACACUCGUUUAUGUAUUGCGAAGACGUGAAGACGUAACGAAGGCCGCGACGCUUGAAUUUUCGCGUACAAAAUACACACAUUGGAGAAAAACGCUUACAUACAAACACUGUAACGCUAUUAGAAAAUUAUUUUAAAUAAUAAAAUUUUCAAAGCAAAAAAAAAACACAUGCAGUGCAAAGCGAAAAUAAUUCGCUGAAGAAAUAUUGUAGAGAAAUACAUAUCUAAACAAGCCAUAUAACGCAAAUAUGGAAAGAGUGAAGUGUACAAAUGUGUGACUGCAUUUGGUGUGAAACUCAAAAGGCCCCUUUACGCAGCAAAUGCUGAUAAAAAUUUAACAAAAACGAAAAAUUGGACGGGUGUGGCGCUGUGGGACAUUCGACAUCCCUGCACAUACAUACAUACAUAAACUAUUAGUAGUGAAAAAAAAAAAUUAAAUUUAAAAUUAAAGAAAAGAAAAUACAUUUCUUCGUUAUGCGGCUCGCUGCUGCCGCGUAAGCGGUCGUCGCUACCGUUUCACUGCUGUCACCGCAGUGCGUGCGUAUGUUUGUAGUGUCGUUUGUGCUGUAUUGACGCGACAAAAAAAAAUCAAAGAAAAAUAGCACACGCGUCUUGUGACAAUCAAUCAACAAGGAAAAAAAAGAAAGCCACUACAAAAAAAAAAGAAACUAAAAGCAACAGAACCACAACACAAAGUCAGGGAGAAAGCUGGCGAGGCGACACAGUUGCUCACGCGAGAGGAAUACGCAAAAUUAGUAGCCGUAAACGUUUAGCGAAAAUGUACACAUGUGUGUACCCGUAAUUUGUGAAUAGCCCCAUCCGAAAAUACAACACCCUAUAUGCCAAACAGCAUAACGCCGGUAAUUUGUAGUUUAGUGCAGAAAAUAAUAAAGAAUAAAGCUGUGCUAAUAUCAACAAAAAAGCAAGCGAUACCCUGAAAGACCUAAAAUAUUAUAAAAACCGUGUUCCUGCUAAUUCCUUCGUUUACAUUUUUUUUUUCUUCGCAUGUAUGUUCGAAAUUUGUCCAACUGAGAAUUGCACAAGUUCGAAGUUCGAACAUUGUGAUUGACGCGUGAGCGAGCACAAGCUCCAACCGCGCUUGAGCUUGCAAAACGCAAGCAAGUUCUGAAAGCAACCCUAUAUUAUCCGAAAAAAAAAACAAUCGCAAAAUUUGAGCGCGCCCAGUUGCAACAAUUUCCAUCGCAACUGCAAAUUUUUAUUUCUACCAAAAUUACAUCGUUUAACUGAAGCGCCACUAGCAUGUCCGCUGAUAUACAGAUAAUCAGCGUGAUUGGCGCCAAUGGCCAACCGCUGCCCAUACAUGGGAACAGCAUCGGCUCGAAUUGGAGCGCACCUGUCAAGCAGGAACGCGCCGACGAGGCUGAGAUCCAGGAGUUAGCGGCCAAGAUGAUGGAAACGCAAAAGGCCGCAUUGGCUAAGCAACAACAACAGGCUGCCCAGCUGGCUACGCGUCAACAAGUGGGCGGCAUGCAAGCCGGUGUAGGCAACAACAAUAAUAAUGGUCAGGCGAACAUACUGAACUACUUGACACGCCAACAGAAGCUGCCGAAUGGCACCAGUGCAACCGCCACCAAUGGCAAUGGACGAACCGGUGCAGCAGGUGCACAGCAAAAUGGCAAUGGCAGUAGUAGCGAUGCCACCGGCGAGAAGAAAGCGCCAUGCGAUGAGGAAUCACAGAAGGGACAUUUUGGUUGGACCACAUUUGGUAAAACUUACAUUCCGUACAUCUAUAGGCAGCAGGAGAAAUAUUGUUCGGUACGAAUGAUUGAGAUGAAGCUAUUGGGCAAAUAUCUCAAUUGCUUGCACCCGGACAUUUACUCCAGUUGCACCUGCGUGCGUAGCUAUUAUAUAACGGAAGCAGAGGCGCGACUUCUAAUUGAAAUUAAUAUAAAACACUGUGAUGGUGAAUUUGGACGCGACAUUUUCACGCAAAAAGAUUUGGUGGUGCGCCUUUCGGAUGCAACCAAAUUCUAUCAGUUCCUAGACAUUUGUUACCGCAAGCUCAUCUCUGGCAGCAAGUCACCCUCGGAGAAGUGCGGCUUUAUACGCAUCAAUAAGGAGAGUGUCGUGCCGUAUACGGUGCGCAACAACGAGCAAGUGGUGCCGCUCUUCUAUUUCGAAGGCGAAACUGAGAAUCUCAAACAGAAAGCCGACUAUCUCUCUGGUUGGGAUCUGGCCUACUUGAAGUUCUGCUGCAAAGUGCAGGGCAUACGCAAUGAAUUAUUCUCCAGCGAAAAUGUGGCAGUCAUUUCAUUGACAGACAUUAAAAGCUAUUUCCCCAAUGGCACCGAAUUCGAAGACUAUUGGCCCAGCAAAGUUGUCGACUCAAAUCUGCUCAUUGGCAAUCGUACAAAUGCUAAUAAUUCGGUAAAUUGGACGCGCCAACCCACGCAACCACCGCCAAAAGUGAUGCCACAAUCAAGUAUGUUGCAAAAACAAACGGCUGCUGCAGCGGCUGCGGCACAACAGCAACAGCAACAGAUGAUGAAGCGUGGCGCCAACGCCUACGCCACACAAUCAUCGGCAGCAGCGGCGGCGGCAGCAGCAGCAGCAGCUAUGCAACAACAACAGCCCGGCCAACGGAUGCACCCAUCCAAUGCUGCAUUAGCGACUGUGCAGGCUUUGACAAAUACGUGGAUGCAGCAGCAGCCUCUUAUUCAUGCACAAAUGUUGGCUUCGCAGGCGCAACAGUCACAUCCCAAUUCACGUGCCCCACAAUAUCAACGCAGUCCAAUGGAGAAUAUCCUGCUCGGCAAUCGGCCGACCUAUGCUGCCUACAAUAAUCCAGCGAUUUCGAUGCAACCCGUGAAUAGUCACAAUCAAGCGAAUGCGCCGCCGCCAUUGGUGCGCUCUGGCGCUGGCCAAAGCGCCAACCAUAUGUCAAAUGUCGAGCAAACUAUGCUGCAACAACAAACACAACAGCAACAACGACACACCUCUUCCUCCUCGUCCCGUUCCCCCUCUGCUUCUUCCCAUGCGUCUGCUACUCAUACACCCAGCAGCCAGUCCCUACCCCUUUCCCAUGUUCACGCUGCCCCUGGCGCGCCCAGUGCCUCUGCCAGUCCAUACAAUUUCAAUUUCCCCUCUACUGCCGCCGAUAUGGCCUUCUGGAAUCAAUUGACGCCCGCCCAACGCCUGCUGCUUACCCAGCAAAUCAAAAGCAAUGGCACUGUCUCAGGAGCUGUUGCUGCUACCAGCACAGAGCGUUCGAACAGCCUCAGUACCGUUGGCAGUCUUGGUGCCAGCAAAGCUCCAGGUUUUCCUAUUUUCCCAUCGCUGCCUUUAGACACUGAUCUGAAGACUAUGCUGGACUAUAAUCCCCACAAGCAUAGCAACAAGAACAGUACGUCCACAUGCACCACCAAUAAUGGACAGUUCACGAAGCCUUCGGUACCGCCACUAAUUCCAGUGAGUAGCUCCGCGGAAGCGCCUAGUAAGCGCAGUUCGACUAGCACGACUAGCUCGUCGCGGCAUACAAGCUCUUCCUCAUUGACCUCCUCCUCAUCAGGUUGUGCCACAGUGCCGUUGAAUUCAACAGCGUCACUGGAAGAUUUCGAAAAGAAGUUCAAAAUGACUGAUGAAAUGAAAGCGGUGGUGCAGAAAGUACUAUCCAAUCCGGAUCUAUCCACAUUCAUUCAGACGAAUUCGUCUCAAAAUUUUGUUCCUUUUAUGUCGCCACCCAUUUCGCCCGCGCCCUCACUGUCCAUUGUGCCUAAUCCGAAUGUGACCAUUACGCCCCACAUUCCCUCACAGUAUUCGCAUUCGCCACACUCAUCUGCUAGUGGUGGCAGCAGUAGUGGACGUCAGAAAAGCGUCAUUUGCUCCACCAGCGCAGCGCUGAACGUGCCUCCCUCACCCUCCACCUCGAAUUCUACCUCAACCCCCUCUCCAUCGCCUACGCGAUCGCACGGCUCGUCCGCCUCGAGUACUGGCGGCACGGGCAAGAGUGGCAGCCACUACUCCUCGCAACACUAUAACAGCCACCAAAACCACCACUCCUCCCACCAUCACCACCACCACAGUCAAAACCAUAGCCACCACCAACAAAACCAUCAUCAGAAUACCCCUCCAAUGGAAGUAAUCGAUUUGUCUUCCCCCCGAAGGUCGGUGCAAGCUGCCUCCGCCUACCUGCAACAGCAGCAGGAAGCACAUCAAGCUGCCGUCGCAGUAGCACAACAACAACAACGCAUGGCGGCCGCUGCUCAACAUCAUGCACAGCAAAAUGGCCGCGCCAGUAGUAGCUCCUCGGCGAACGCCAACUCCGCCAGCAUGCACCUGCAGCGACAUGCGGCGAUGGCCGCAGCUGCUGCCGCGAAUAAUGCGCAACGGCUAUCAAUCAUACCGGAGAUGCAACAGUACGAGCGCGCGGCGAACAACAUGGGAAACCAGCCGUACAAGGUGCAGAAGGUAUAUGUGGACAACCGCCUGGUGCCGUGCAUCAACAUGAAGGCGUACAAUGACUCCGAUCAACUGAUGACA